This is a messenger RNA of Funneliformis caledonium, 126 nucleotides long. Lineage: Eukaryota; Fungi; Glomeromycota; Glomeromycetes; Glomerales; Glomeraceae. The record is from the annotation of a GenBank genome assembly.
AAUGAUAACGAUGAUGAUUUUAUCCCUGAAUUAAGCGGCUCAGAUGAUUUUUAUUCAAAAGAUAGUGAUUCUGAUUCUGAAGAAUUUUUAGAUCAAAGAAUGCAAUGCCUAUCUGAAUUUAAAUUA